UAAUUAUCCUAUUUUACGUUGUGCAUGUAUGUAAUUGCUGCGUUGCGUCUCUUUUUUAUUCCACCCCCCGUUAAUACGCACGCCUCGAUUUCGACGCAUGUGGCAUGAAAACAGUGAAUGAGGCGCUUCAACUUGAUAGCCUGUUUUAGGGUUAACCAGCCAGCUAGCCACGCAAGCUAUCGCUUCUUCUGCGAGCCAACGUUUGGACUCGUCGGAAGGGCGUGCGAGUUUGACGUGUUCUUCUCAGUCCCGAGUUUUAUACAACGCGGUCUCAACACUUACCUGAUCUCGCUAUAACGAAGCAACACAACAUGGAGGCGGAGGGGGAUUACUUUGCCCGAGAUUGACGGCGACGAGCGAGGGGGAGAGAAUAAGAGCGAGUCAGUGUGGAUGGGAAAAGUUGAGCUGAGGAUUAACAACUCGGAAUAAACUGUAGAAGAAAGGUUUCAAGUCUUACUUUGGAUAAAAGGGCAUGCAACAACAUCAGUGAUGGAAUCCACGGCUGUGAGCACCUCCACUCUGGCCCCUGAUGAGUUUGACAGGAAUGUGCCGCGCAUCUGCGGUGUGUGUGGAGACAAGGCCACAGGCUUCCACUUCAACGCCAUGACCUGUGAGGGCUGCAAGGGCUUCUUCAGGCGCAGCAUGAAGCGCAAGGCCUCCUUCACCUGUCCCUUCAGCGGGAGUUGCACCAUCACCAAGGACAACCGGCGCCACUGCCAGGCCUGCCGACUGAAGCGCUGCGUGGACAUCGGCAUGAUGAAGGAGUUUAUCCUGACGGACGAGGAGGUGCAGAGGAAGAAGGACCUGAUCCAGCGCCGCAAGGACGAAGAGGCGCAGCGCGAGGCCCAGAGGGAGGCGCGCAAGCCCCGCCUGACGGACGGCCAGACCCUGGUCAUCUCCACGCUGGUGGAGGCGCACCACAAGACCUUCGACGACUCCUACUCAGACUUCUCCCGCUUCAGGCCUCCAGUGCGCGAGGGCCCGGUGACUCGUAGCGCCAGCAGGGCUGCUUCCCUCCACUCUCUGUCUGAUGCCUCCUCUGACUCCUUCAGCCACUCUCCAGAAUCAGUGGACGCCAAGCCGGUGAACUUCAACAACCUGAUGAUGAUGUACCAGGAGCAGGGAGGCAGCCCAGACUCCAGCGAGGACGGCUCCCGCCUCUCCAUGCUGCCCCACCUGGCCGACCUCGUCUCCUACAGCAUCCAGAAGGUCAUUGGCUUUGCCAAGAUGAUUCCUGGCUUCAGGGAGCUGACCGCCGACGAUCAGAUCGCCCUGCUCAAGUCCAGCGCCAUCGAGGUGAUCAUGCUGCGCUCCAACCAGAGCUUCAGCCUGGAGGACAUGUCCUGGAGCUGCGGAGCGCCUGACUUUAAAUACCAGAUCAGCGAUGUUACCAAAGCCGGUCACACUCUUGAGCUGCUGGAGCCUCUGGUGAAGUUCCAGGUGGGCCUGAAGAAGCUGAACCUCCACGAGGAGGAACACGUGCUGCUCAUGGCCAUCUGCCUGCUCUCUCCAGACCGCCCCGGGGUCCAGGACCACGCCCGCAUCGAGGCCCUGCAGGACAACAUCUCGGAGACCCUGCAGGCCUACAUCCGCCUGAGCCACCCGGGCGGCCGGCUGCUGUACGCCAAGAUGAUCCAGAAGCUGGCCGACCUGCGCAGCCUGAACGAGGAGCACUCCAAGCAGUACCGCUCCCUGUCCUUCCAGCCCGAGCACAGCAUGCAGCUCACCCCCCUGGUGCUGGAGGUGUUCGGCAGCGAGGUCUCCUAGAGCCGUCCUCCUAGGAGCCCCCCCCGCCCCCCACCGUCCCACUCCGUGAGGUCAGGGGGAGGGGGGUAGAGAGAGGGGGUAGGAGGGAGGGCGAGGCAGGAGGGGUACAACGUGGGAGGGAGGAGGCAGAGAAGGCGCUGGAUGAAGUUGUGGUUUUUAAGGAGAAGUGUGUGUUUUGUGUCUAUCAGUAGGUCUGUAAGAAAGUCUGUGCGUGCGCUCGUGUAUUUAGUGGGAGUCGGUUGUGUGGUAUAACAGAAGUUUGUCCGAGUGGGACCUUGAUAUGGCCGAAGUGGUCCAGUGGGGAGUAGGCAAAGAUGAGGAGAGAGAGAGCUACAAGGGAACUCCACGUCUCUCUCACACACACACACACACACACACACACACACACACACACACACACACACACACACACACACACACACACACACACACACACACACACACACACACACACACACACACACACACACACACACUAUACCUAGACAUCAAACUUCUGCCUAAAACAUAUUUGACGUAGUGUUUUUUGUCUGUAUUUAAAUGAAACUGCUGCUUACCACACCUGGACAGUAUAUGUACACACAUCCACACAACAAGCAUACUCAAUUUUUUAAUUUAGCCAUUCAGUUUUAACUACCUCUUGGUUUUGCUUAGGGUUGUCUACAUGCACAUCGCCUAUGUAAAACAGUACAUUUCUUCCACACAAACAGUGACACACAUAAGGAAAUGCAGUCGAAUCUGUGUUGAAUGCCUGUACAUUAGUCUUGUCGACGACGCGGUGUACAUAUGACUCUGUAUGUGCUCGAAACAUGCGCCUCCCGUCGCCUCUCACCUUUCACCAGAGGUGCAGCCUGCUACAUUCUCAAAAAGCUUCCACAAUCUACAGAAACGACAACAUAAGGAACUGCACCAAGGCCUUCUCUCGCAUGCAGUCACACACUACAUGCUUUUUUUUAUUGAGCUGUUUCGACUUGCCUCAAAGGACUUAUGAAGGAAAGGAUGGGUGCACACCUGGGGGUUUUAACGACAGAGAGCAAAAUCGAGCCUUCUAAUUUAGCGGGGUUGUGCCGUGGUUUUUAUUUGGGAUGGGUGGUUUUGAGGUGAGAAUUAGCCACUAAAUGUGUUUUACACUGCUAACUGUCAAUCAAACCAGGCCUGCAUUCUGGCCGGUUUCUCGUCUCUUUUUUCAAAUCAAGAGUUUGCUGUAAAUAGUUAAAUUGCCUCACAUUGUAUUGUAUCCGUAAGCACUGUUAUUCAACCUUUUUUCUUUUGUAUUUGUAUAUGUUCUGUAAUAGAUUUUAAAGGGCUACAAUGCCAAAUCUAACUGGAACAGUAAAACAAGGCCAAAGCAAGCUAGCAACUGGCCUAACUUGUAUUAUAGAAGCAAACAUACCAUACCAGGAAUUGGCAUCGAUGCAGAUGUUUUAUUGCGAUGGAUGCUUUUUAUUAUCGACAAAAACUUCAAACCUUAAAACGAUUCCAUGAAUUGUUUCUCCUCUGUGUACAGUGAGCUGGGUGGCAGGAGAGCUCAAUAAGCUGCUUCAAACCUCCUCAGAUAUCACCCCUUUCGUUUCUGACUGGGAAGUGGAAUUUGUAGAAUGUCCGAGGGUCUGGCCUUCAGAGCGCGCCUCUGACGCCCAGGUCCUCCCGUUCGAUUAAGUAUGCUGCGCGGCCCCCUAGUGGCCGCACCCUGUAAAUACCAGGUGUAUAUUGUUUUUUUGUUUCUUUCUUGCGCAGCUGUACAUAGGGCUACGUAGAUAUUACUAGAAGAGUAAAAAUGCAUUCUAUAUAUGCACAUAUGAUAUUGUUGCUUUUCUUUUUUUGAUGACUGGUUUCUUCCUUCAAACACUUUGGUCUUUUGGACUUUGUAUUUGUUUUUUUGGAGUGAAUAAGCAAGGGGACAGAUUAUAAUCGUAAAGGACGUGUUUGUUUUUUUGACACAGUGGUUCAGGGGAGGUGGGGGGAGGGAGGACUGGUUUGGUUCUGUUCCAAGUUACACUUUUUAAGAUAAAUAGGAAGAAAAGAGUGCGCUGUGAAGGAUUACCAUGCAGUGCUGCUCACUAAUGUAAGCCAUAUAGAUCACCAAGCUAGUUAUACAACUCUUUAUAGUAGACGUAGAAUGAGGGAGAUUCCGAGCCUUGGAUAUGCUGUUAAUAUAACCUUGUAUACUUAUACCUUGCAUAUCCCUGGCUUCUCAUGAUUCUCUUUAAGCCCCGCUUGUAUAACCUAUACCGUACCCUGUAACCUGCUAUACAAAUCCUCUUCCUCUUCAUCCUCAGGUGGCAUAGGUGAUUUUUUUACAAGUCCCAAUUGUGACUAACAACAUUUGAGGCCAGUAAUGCUUGAUUGGCUGCGGUUUGGGAUAUUAAGUAGUGGGAGAGUUGUUGAAGUGAUAUUUGUUUCCAUUUGUCUUGCCACCACUUUGUGAGACAAUGACCUCGAGGGAGCGAGGCAGAGAGAGAGACAUCGGGCUGACCACAAGCUUGAGAGGGGGCCAUUGACCCUUUGUCCUAAGGGACUUGGCGGUAGCUUCACGGCAGAGAUGUGUGAUAAUGAUAGUGGUGAUAAUAAACAGAGGAGGUGUUCUUGUAGACGGAGCGAAGGGGUCUUAACGCGCCCCUCCAUAGGUACAUGCAACCUCGAGGGUGCUUAGGAACGCUGUUGAAACGUUGACAGUGGCUGAGGAGUUUCCUGCGUAUGACCGAUGAUUUAUGUCCACAGAUGGUGUGUCCAAAGGCCCCUUCCCCCCACCCCCCCAAAAAUAUCAUGGUAUGGGUCUAAAUCUGGCGUCUCACUGGAAUCUGUUGAUUUAGUGGAUUGUACAUUCUCAGCACCCCUGUGCAUGAGCUGGGUGUUGUGGUGUCGGGCCCCCUGGACACGCCCCUGCCCCCUGACCAGGUUUUGAUCCUGGCUAGGACUGGAGGUCAUCAAGUGAAGUGUUGUAAUUGUUGGUUAUUUUUAUUUUUCCUUGUUAUAAGAUCUAGUAGUUUUCAGCUGCUCCUAUUUUAACCGACCUUAAGGCGAGCUCUACUCGCUUUGUUUUGUUUCAAUUUCUUCUUAUUUGCAGUUUUUCCGCAACUGUUGAUAGAAAGGUUGGGACAAUGUUUGUGUAUGUUUGUCUUGCUGCCAAUGAAACAACCAAAGCACCAGGGCUCACAUGUAAUUUAGGUCUGAGAGAACGGCAGAUAACAGCAGGCACACUCAAAAAUCUGUCCAACUGUGUCUUAAAACACGAGACAUAUACGUUCUACAAAUAUAGCUUGACGGUCAACAUCAUCAGAAGGAUGGACUCCGCUCACCAAAGCAACUCUGUUUAUUGUUAUCUUUCAUUAUUUCACAGCAACUUAUCUGCUGACGAUUCUUGUACGCAGGAGAAAACAAACCGUCACGAGACGUCCGUCAGGGUGUCUGCAUUAUGAAAGGAAACAAACAAACGUGUAGAAUCAGGCCAGCCUUGUCCUCUCAGUCACCUCCAUGAUGGCUCCUAUCCUAACAGAUGACCAUAACACAGCUAGCUAGACGCUCGGUUGGAACCGCACCUCACGCAGCAAAGGAAGGCCCAGUAUGGCGCCGCAAGCUCCCAUCCAGUAAAAUAAGUGGAUUAACAUGAAUCCCUGGGCCCAUUUGUUCAUUAGUCAUCUGAUCGGAUUACGGCCGAUCGGAUUGGAUCAAAUCUUGAAAUGGGUAGUUCAAAAUAAAAAAAUGGAUUCUGAAAUCGGAUUAGAUCUCGUUGGUUUGAUCCCAAAAAUCAGGAUUAGCCUGAUCCCAGUGGAAUGGUGGAUUCAAGGAGGCUUUCAGGAACAAAAUAUAAUACAAUUUAAAAAAAAUGAUAUAAUAUAAAAUUUGUAUAUUGUGGUGUAUAUAUACAUUUAUUUAAUAUUUGAUUAAUGAAAUAGUAGACCCCAGGCUACCUAUUAAGCCUUUCUAUACAUUAAAGAAAACAAAAUAAAUCACGCCAAUUGAAGUUAACAUCAAAGAAAAGUCAUUUGUUAUCACUUAUCAUUAAUUAUAUGAGACGAAUCAGACAAAAGUAGUUUUAUUCUACCUGUUGUUCUUUACAUAGGCAGAAGUACUACAUGGUGAUAAAUAGGCUAGUCCAAUUUAGAGCACUUGUAAUCCGGAUUUGGUAAUCCUGAAAGUUUGCAUCUGGAUCAAGGUGAUCCAAUGCAAUGUGGCUUUGUAAAACUGGCACAAAAGUAAAAUGGAUUACCUGAUCCUGGAGGGCAAAAAAAUGGGAUUUCCAAAUCUGGAUCAUUCUGAUCCAGAUUAUAUAUUGAACAACUGGGCCCUGGUGUUGAUCCAGUGCCCCUAUUGGGAAUUGUAAUGGAUGAAGAUGAGGAUACUGCGAUACUUUAUAUACACAAGUACCACUUGUACAGGAUGUCGGGGUUGGGCGAUAGGUUGAGACCCUCUGGGUUAUUGAAUAUGACUUUUCAAGUACUCUUCUCUUCUCAAGUCACAAUGCUAAUGCUUUGCGACGAUUAUUACCUCUAUGGAUAUGGCUGCGUUUUCCUUCUUUUCUCUUUCUCCGAUCUAGAUACAGUGUUGGUAGGAGUAGUAGACAGGAACGUGGAUCGUUUGGUUAUCCAGCAAGUGCCACAGGAGGGGCGUCCCUCUGCACACACACAGGGUAACAGAGGGGAUUCACUUUGGGUACACACGGGAACCAAGCUGGGGGUCGAAUCAAGGGGUGGUGAUGCAGAACCGCUUUUAUUUUGAAGUUGUUUGAACAAUUUGAACAAAUUGUUGAAAUUAGGGAGAGUGUUUAGGCAGCCAACCGAUAUUAUUCCCAGAGAUUCUUAAAUUCUAUCUUCGGAAAAACAACAACAACCACAGCUUGUUCAUGCAUGUGAGGAUAUAGUCGAACGGGAAUUAGACGCAUCUCCAAGUUAUUAUAAAAAAUUCUCCACUAAGCUGCUUCGAAACCAUCAAAUCUAACUUUACUAUUUUUCUUAUAAUACUGGAACAUUGAAAGUCUCAUGGUAAUGGGAAUCUUUUAGAAUGGUUUUUACGUAGGUUCGUAAGAUACCUGCCAUGUUAGAAAUAAUAUUCAUGACAACAAUACCUGCAAUAUGAAAGUUAAUGGUACACUAUCACCAGCAAGCUUUACAGUUUAUCAUGUUUUAUGUUUUUUUUGUAUCAUGGAUGUACAAAAAACUAUUACCAUUACAAAACCGGUCAAGAGAGCAUUUAUUCUUGAAUAAUUAGCAGAGAACAGUUGGCCAUCUCCCACCUAAUGGCUCAAGAGUAAUUUUUCCAAAAUGGGACAGGGAUUGUAAUGAGAUCAAUUCAAUGUAGUUCUUAAAAAGGAGCGCCACGACUCGGCGCACACCAUAAUCUACCUAAAAAAAAAACUACCUCUUUUAGCUACAGAUAUUUGCUUUAGCAUUAAGCAGUUGCCUCUGUUUUUACUUUUGUAAUAUUUGUAUUCUUGUUGGUAUUUAUUGCUGUCUAAUUAAUCAUCUUUAAUGAUUACCUCAGAGAUAUCUCAUGCAGAUUGGGAGUGUCUAGCUAAUGAAGUCAUUCGGUUUUUGUUUUUAUUUUGUACAAUAUGUGUUUUUGUUCUCCUUUUUCUCCGACUAAGCAUUACCUUUUCUAUUUCAUUUCUCUUUGUCAUUUGAAUACUUUUUUUUUUACGCACAAAAACACCAGGACUUGUUUUCAUACAGUGCCUGCAGUCUGACCAAUGGGACAAAGGCUGGCUCACGUGAGACUACAUUUCCUCCAAAAGUAACAUUCUUCCUCGCAUGGCCCUCGCUUUCUGGCAGUUCCCGCCAAGAGUAGGUUGUUUUCAGCGUUGUAGUCAAGUGUUCCUUCUCGCCGCAGCGCGGGCAUCUAUUUUGUCCGCAACGCUUACGUUAGGGAAUGGUUUGGAGUGAAUGCAGCCCUUUAGACGGAAAAAACAAAACAACACAUGGAUAAUAUAUUUUUUUGCCCUGUGACGUUGAAACAAACGUUGCGUGCAUGAGCCCGCCUAUGUACCUUUGGCAUGGUUUUCUGCUCGUUGAAUAUCCAUCAGCCUUCCUACUAUGCUCCCGCUGUCCACUAGGUGGCUCACUCACCCACACAGGACUGUAACGAAGGAGCUCGGUGGGAGGAGUUUCUAGAGAGGGUCAGGAAAUGUGUUCCAAUGCGAAAGCAGCAUUGUACUUAACAGCAUCAUUUAGUCACGGGUUGUCCACUGUACAUACUCAAGACAGUAGUCCAGAUGCGAUACAACAUACAGAAUAGGCCUACUUGGCGGUGGCAUUUAGUGGGGAAUAUAAAAUCAAACAAGAAGCUUGUUGUACAAUAUUAAUGGAACAACUACUCACUUUAAAUUGAAACAAAACAAGUAUUGUUUUGUCUGUGUUUUUUUCUUUUCUUCUUCUUUUCUUUUCUUGUUCUAUUCAUGUCAAACUGCUUCAGUUAAACACUGAAUUAAAUUUAGAUGUUUAUUGAUCGAUUAAACUAAGAAAACCGUGUGGCCACAGUUGUGCAUCCCAUAAUCUGUGUUUCCAUGGAAAACUUCUACAGCACAGGAAAGGGUUCUUACUGCGCCUUUUUGAAUGUUCACCAGCUAACCUCUGAGAUGAAUAAGAAAAUAUGAAUAAAGUUAAUACAAAAAAGGACCUUUACUGAUUUUAAAAAGAUGUUCAGGAUUGGCCCACUAUUUAAAAACAUUAGCACUCGUACCAAUUAUUUGUAAUAGUUAUUCCUUAAGAUAAAAACAUUUGAUUUGAUAUUGAAUUGUAACCCUAUCAUUCAAUCGAAAGCCUGAAACAACGAAAGCACUUAUUGAGAUGUCUGUAACAUGCAUAUUUUAAGAUGAAUAUUCUAGCCAUAAACUGCCUGUUUAAAUCAGCAUGUCAUGGCUCCAAUUAUAAAGCAGUUAAUUCAUCUAAUCUCUAACGUUAUUGCAAUGUAUGUUUUUGUCCCAUUUCUUUAAAAAAUAUUAUUCUUUUUCUAUUUUAAAUCGGUGUUUAUGUAAUGUUAUUUUUGUCAGAUGUUUUGCAAAUCAAAAAUAAACAACUACAUAGUAUUCAA
This is a messenger RNA of Gadus macrocephalus (Pacific cod), 8793 nucleotides long. RefSeq names its product vitamin D receptor b (gene vdrb). Lineage: Eukaryota; Metazoa; Chordata; Actinopteri; Gadiformes; Gadidae. Gene Ontology annotation, biological process: cell differentiation; negative regulation of transcription by RNA polymerase II; positive regulation of transcription by RNA polymerase II. The transcript is spliced from 10 exons. Gene Ontology annotation, molecular function: nuclear receptor activity; vitamin D response element binding; zinc ion binding. The record is from RefSeq and is a predicted model, not a curated record. Bases 490 to 1767 code for a protein of 425 amino acids. Gene Ontology annotation, cellular component: nucleus.